AUGAAACGAAAUAGACUGUAUCGAUCGCCAUCAAAUCAAUGCGCACGUCUUUUUCUCGAAUCCAAAUUACGCAACUCAGGGGUUAGUGGCUCGACUGUGGCCCGAAAGUCCGCGAUUCGAGCUCUGGUCGAGACAGAAAAAGCACGCACUGCUGAAGACAUGGGUAGAAUACCUGUCUAUAGGCUUCAUUUCCCAGCCACUUUCCGCAACGGUGACGUGAGCAUUUGUGAGCUUAACAACCGAGAUUAUCAAUUCAAAUUACCUAAGUGCUGGAUUUUUGAACAAGUUGUGGACUAUUGUGAACACGCAAAGCGCAACAUUCCCAUCUCGUUCCUACUCGGAUUUUUCGUCUCCGGGAUCGUGGGUCGCUGGUUUCUCAUAUUCCCGUGCAUUCCAUGGAUGAAUCGGGUCGCUUUGGACAUAACUCACCUGGGUGUCGAGCUCUGUUAUCUGCAGUGCAUUCCUCUCGAGGAAGAAAAUGACAUCCCCUAUGGUCCGAAUGGUAGCCAGUCUAAGGAAAAUGUUUUUGGAGCUGACGUAGAUCGAGGUGCNGAGACUUGUGUCAAUGCAAAAGACGAACUGUCGACUCGGAAAAUCCGAAUUACACUGAUGCGUUACGUGAAUCUAGCAUGGAUUUUGCUUCUACGUCUCAUGUCUGAUCAGACCUCGAAACGAUUCUCGGUUGGCAAUUUGUUGCCCAAAUCAAUGCGCACGCAUCAUUUCUACCAUCCGUGGUCCAUCGGGACGGAAGACGAGGCGGAAAAACCUCCGAAGCGAUUUGGGAUACACGGUCGACGUGAGAACGCCCAACCUUGUCCAUCCCCGUGUUCACUUCCCACGCCAUCACCGGAAGGGGUCAGCUUUCCUCAAUUCAAUGCCUUCAAAGCGGCCGAUGAUAAUCAGCUGACCGAAACUCUCCGAGCAUUCAACAAUGAUAAAAGUGUGCGACGUACAUUUGGCGAACUCAUCACCGAGGAGGAGAUCAAUACAUUUCAAUCUAUUGCCAGUGACUGGUACGAGCGAACGAAAACACGCUACACACCAGAAUACUGGGUCCCGAUUCAAUGGGCGCAGCGUCUGACGGUCAAAGCGUUACAGUGCGAAUACAUACCGGAACCAAAAAGAGCCUACCAUCUGCUCAAUGUAAGGUCAGUUACCACCUUCGUCCCGCGAUGCCGGCAAUUGAACAGAUUCCGUGACCAAUUACAAUAUCUGCAAAUAUUCAGCAGUAUGAUGGUUCCAUUAGCCUAUGCCCAGGUUGUUACCAUCGCCGUCUACAGUUACUUCACAUGUCAACUAUUCUCCAGUCAGUUUGUUGAACGUCGAAACGGAGUACAACAUUCCGGAAUCGAUUUAUACGUGCCCGUGUUCGAUUUCUUGUCCUAUCUCUUCCUCAUGGGAUGGUAUAAAGUGGCCUUAUGCGUUAUUAAUCCGUUCGGAGAUGAUGAUGAAGAUUUUCACAUUGGAGACAUUUUGGACUAUAAUUUAGAAGUCAGCUAUCGAUCAGUUUAUAUGGACGAUAAAUCGUUCCCACGAACAAUCGCGAUUCCGAUGCAGGGCGACGAAGAAGUGAUACAAAAGUCAAAGGAUCAGUUUAAUCGCUUCCUGGACAGCAUUGAUCCAGACUUAUGGAUGGAGGUCGUCGAACCGGACAGUGAGGAGAACAGGUUUGUUCAAACAUUUCGUUUAUUCGCCUGA
Messenger RNA from Echinostoma caproni, 1698 nucleotides. NCBI's taxonomy places the organism in Eukaryota, Metazoa, Platyhelminthes, Trematoda, Plagiorchiida, Echinostomatidae. The record is from the annotation of a GenBank genome assembly.